Molecule: messenger RNA, 1017 nt
Organism: Lachancea dasiensis
Lineage: Eukaryota; Fungi; Ascomycota; Saccharomycetes; Saccharomycetales; Saccharomycetaceae
Source: the annotation of a GenBank genome assembly
AUGAGUCCCAUGGUAUCAGAAAAGGAUUACAGUUGGAAGAACAGGGCUGCUCCUCUACAAGUAUCUGAGACAGAAUUGCCAUCAUCUAUUCCACCGCAGACAGGCCUCACGUUUAAUGUGUGGUAUAACAAGUGGUCGCAAGGAAAUAGUGGCCAGAGUAGGUUCGUAAGCCCGUAUAAGCUCGACCCCGCAGAUCACGAAGGGUACACUCGGGGAGACAAGACCAAGGAGAGUUUUUUUUGCCUGUAUUUCUCCAAAGGUAUGUGCUGUCUGGGAAGGAAAUGUAGCUACCUGCACCAUGUUCCUACGACCGAGGAUAUUGCAAAACUGUCACUACAGUCGAGUGUCUUGGAUUGUUUUGGAAGGGAGAAGCAUUCGAGCUAUCGAGAGGAUAUGGGCGGUGUUGGAACUUUUCGCAAAAUCAACCGUACACUAUAUGUGGGUGGUCUUUCCGGCGCCCUCAACAAUUCAUCCUUAAAGCCUAGCCAGGUGGAGAAUCGCGUUCGAUAUGCCUUUGGAAAACUCGGCGCUGUAGAGAGGAUACGAUACGUCGAGGCAAAGAAUUGUGCAUUUGUGAAAUAUAAACAUCAAAGUAGUGCCGAGUUUGCCAAGGAGGCCAUGAGUAACCAAACCUUGUUGAUACCGUCAGACAAAGAAUGGGACGACAGGAAAGAAGGAACUGGACUUCUAGUGAAGUGGGCUAACGAUGAUCCGAAUCCAGAAGCCCAGCGCCGAGAAAAGGAACAGCAAGACCAAGAAUCUUUGAGCGUGAUGCUAGACUUACUCCGUAAAAACGAUACAAAAGUUGAAGGAGACAUGAUUGAGAGCGAACCACAGACUAGUAAGAGACUUCUGGAAACAUCUGCUGCCGAAGAUGAGUUUCGCACGACUUCCAUCUUUAGUGGACUACCGGCAAAUAGCUUGACUGGACUAAAAAGAUUGAAGAUUGAGAAGAAACCUGCAGCAAUACUCAAAACUGGACUAGUUGAAUACGCGUCUUCUGAUGACGAGCAAUAA